Staurois parvus is the source of this 342-nucleotide messenger RNA. The record is from the annotation of a GenBank genome assembly. NCBI's taxonomy places the organism in Eukaryota, Metazoa, Chordata, Amphibia, Anura, Ranidae.
AGCCGAAGAUGUCGGCUCAGUCAUGUGAUCAACUGUGUCCAAUCACAGCUGAUCACAUGGGACAUGUACACUGAACAUCAGGGCACCGAUGAUCAGUGUGCCCUCCUGAUCAGUGUAGCCCCAGCAGUGCCACCUGUCAGUGUCUAUCAGUGCCAUGUGCCAGUGCCCAUCAGUGCCACAUCAAUGCCACAUAUCAGUGCCCAUCUGAGCUGCCUUUCAGUGUCACCCAUCAGUGCCAGUCAAUGCCACCUAUCAAUGCCAAUCAGUGCCACCUAUCAGUGCUGCCAAUCAGUGCCACCUAUUAGUGCCAGUCAGUGCCGCCUAUCAGUGCCAUAUAUCAGU